AUGCAUAACCCAGAAGACAUAGUAAAGGAAGCUCUGAUAACCGUUCCAAGUCCGAGGAGAUUCCCUUCAUUGGAAAUAGCAUCAGGACUAGAGGUUCCCAAAACAAUGUCACCAAGGUCUCUGGAGGAUCUGAACGAGUUGUAUAGAGAAAUGGAGUUCCCGACGAUAGAAGAGAGAAUGCUUGACGAUCACAUGGCUCUGCUAGAUGUUCUGAACAACCUGAGCAUAGAGUAUAAUAGAUAUGGCCUGAUUAUCUCAUCAGAGUUGGACGAGCUAAGAAAGAAGCAGGAGGAGAUAGCACUUUAUGACGAAUACGAAAGAGAAUGUGAUAUUUUGGAAGUGGAACUAGCAAACAUGAAGCAGAAGUACGAAGAGACGUGGAAGUACAGCUGUCAUGAGAUAAGCGAUCUAAGGCAUAGACUUGAUGAGCUUCGGAAGAUGUUUAAUGACAUGGAGUAUGGAAGGUUACACUCCAAUCUCAUCAAUAGGAUAUUUGCAUUUCUAAGAGAAGAAGGCCCUGGAGAUGAGGAGGUUGUUAGUUCUCUUGGAUAUGUCAAGGAAACCAGAGAGUAUCUCAACAGCAUGGAAAAGAUGCUUGUACUUGAUGAAAUUGGAAAUAUACCUGAUUCAUACAACAAGAUUGUUUGUCAGCAUCUUAUUCAUGAAGAAUCAAUUGAGCUGGACAAAUUAGGAAAGAUUCUAGGCGUGGACAGAACAGUACUUCUAAGAAUAGUUUAUGGGCUGCUGAGCAAGGGAAUAAUUGCAUUCGAUAGGUCAGAGGAUAGAAUAUGUCUCCAGAGAUGA
Molecule: messenger RNA, 804 nt
Organism: Encephalitozoon romaleae SJ-2008
Lineage: Eukaryota; Fungi; Microsporidia; Unikaryonidae
Exons: 1
Coding region: 1-804 (267 amino acids)
Source: RefSeq, a predicted model, not a curated record